AUGGAGGUCAAGGUUAAGAAGUGUUUUAUCAUUGUUGACAUGGCAGUGGCUUUGUCCAAUUGGCUUGCUGACCGUCAACCCCUGACUGACUCCACAAUACUACUGCAAAUUUCCCUGUCAGUGUUGGUCAGACAGAGAAUAAGCUGGGGGAGAAAGAGUGAGUUUGUUAAUGAGAGAGUAAUUGAGACACCAUACACCGUACAACUGCAAAGGGAAACAAUAUAUAAAGACUUUGACAGAGAGGACAGUCAUGGGAAUCCAGAAGCCAGAGAUUUACCCGUAAACGACAAAAGGAGUUCUCCCCCCUCAGACAGGCCUCCUUUUGGCCCUCAACACCACAACCACUCCACAGACGAGCAGGAAAGUCCAGAAAGAAUUGUUCAAAAGGAAAAGCUUCAUGCAGAACUAAAACAAGUUUUGAGUCAGAAGAGAAGCCAGCUUAGAGACACUCACUCCACCCUCAUAGAUAUGGAGGAACCCCCACAGAAGGACAGUAAGAAUGAGGUGGAGAAGGAUAGCCAGCUGUCAGAGCUUGUGGAAGUGGUCGUUGAAACGCAGGCUGAGGUUGGAGCUAGUGGGUACAGUGUGGUGGGUGGAGGGGAGCGAGGUAUCUUCAUCCAAGAGGUCUUGAAAGACUCCCCAGCAGCGAAGCACCUCAGUCUACAGAAAGGAGAUCAACUGCUAAGUGCAAGAGUAUAUUUUGAUAACGUGAAAUAUGAGGACGCAUUAAAAAUUCUUCAGUGUGCAGAACCAUACAAAGUAUCCUUCUUUUUGAAGAGGACUGUGCCAGAAACCAAAGUCAGCAUACGUCAAGGUGCACAAAAUCUUGAGCUCAGAGGACCUAAGGCCAAGAUGCAAAGGAUGAGUGUCAAAAGUGUGAAACCAUUCAAAGCCAAAAAAAAGAGAGGAGGAAGAUUUGGAUUGAAAAGACUGAAAGAGAACAAAAAAGCCAUAGCACAAGCAGACACAGACAUUGAAGGCUCAUCUGGCAGAUCAGGCCUCAGUCCUGUUGAUGUUGAGUUUGUAUUCCCAAAGUUCAAGAUGAGGAAAGGUGGAAAGGCCACUACAGAUGGAUCAGGACAGCUGGAGGGAGUGAUCACUAGCAGUAGGAAGAAGAGGAAGAUCAGAUUUCCGAGGAUGAAAGCAAUGGAUGCUGCUGUAGGUGAAGGGAACAUCAAUGUAGAUGUUUCAACAUUUGAGGGAGAGGCAGAGGUUUCUGGAUCAAAGCUAAAAGCCAAAGCGAAAGGUCCAAAAUUUGGAAUUAAUUUGCCUAAAAUCAAAAAGUCCAAAUUAGAUAUACAAUCUUCAAAUGACAGCUUUGAGGUGAAAGGACCAGAAACCAAAUUGAAGCCUCCAUCGGCAAAUACUGAUUUCAGAAUGAUUCAAGGCAAUGCUGAGGCUAAUGUGCCUAAUCUUGAGAUCAGUGUUAAAGUAAAGGAAGAGGGCCCUGAGAUUAAAAUGCCUAGGAUGAAUCUGGAUGUGUCAGACUCAAAGAUGACAAUGCCAAUGAUCAAACUGCCAAAGGUUAGGCUGUCUUGUCAUUCAGAUGAAUUUGAUGGAGAGGCAAGUAAGAAAAUGUAUACAUCUGAAAAUAAAUUGAAAAUGCCCACAAUUGACCUCAAAUCACCUAAUGUGGAUUUGGACUUGCAUUUCCCAAAGACUAAGGGCACAGCUGAAAUCAAAGAUGUUGAAGUUCCUCACCCAAAUGUGAAAGGGAAAAAAAUCAGAACAGCAAAGAUUGACAAAUCAUUGACAAAGCUAGACUUUGAUGCAAAAGAAAAAAUUGGAGAUUACAUUGAUGGAUCCAUGGUAAAACAGCACAAUAUUUCUCUCCCCAAACUUGAUAUUGCAGAGCCAAAGAUAGAGACAUCAGAUGUGAACAUCAAUCUUCCUAUAUUAGAUCUCUCAUUACCAAAAAUGACUGCAAAAAACACUGAUAGUGAGGGGCAUAUAAGUACUGGAGUAAAAUUGGAAAUGCCAAAAAUAACAUCUCCUGAGGGUGAAAUCGGAGUCAAAAAACCUGCAACAAAAGGUGAAACAUCUCACAUGCCAUCAAUUGACAUAUCAUUGCCAAAAGUAACAGGCGCAGGUACUGUUGAUAUCAAACCGCAUUCUGAAAAAACUGGAAAGAUCAACAUGCCGAAACUCGACAUUUCCUUACCAAAAAUCGAAAACAACACAAAAGGAGAACUCAAUGUGGAAGGUCCUGAAUUUAAAGAUGGGAAGUUUCAGAUGCCUUCUUUUAAUAUAACCUCAGCAAAGGUUAAGGCAGAGGCAGAUGUCUGUCUGGAUGGAGAAUCCAAAAAGGGGACAACAUUUAAAAUGCCAAAAUGUGAUAUUAAAUUACCACAGAUGAAAUCAACAGGGGCUGAAAUCAUUAGUGAAGGUAAUAAAAGUAAGGGGGCCAAGUUUAACUUGCCUCAAGUUGAUCCGUCUCUAUCCAAGAUAAAACUUCCAGAGGUGGAUGCUAAUGUUGCGGUUCCCAAGAGUGAACAAUCCAGCAUACCAUCUAUAGAUCUCUCUCUCUCCAAAGGAAAAGUCAAAGGUGAUGUGGAUAGUAAAAGCUUGAAAAAGCUUGAAAUGCCCAAAUUUGAUGUAACCCUACCCCAAAUGACAAAUGAAGGAGACAUAACAGUUGAUGGUCAAACCAAAACAGGUAGAAAGAUUCCAAUGCCCCAAAUAGACAUUUCACUUCCAAGGAUUAAGAGAAGAGAGGUGGAAAUCAAUGCUGAAGGACCUGAGGUCAAAGGAAGCAAGGCCCACAUGCAUUCCAUCGAUAUUUCUUUGCCUAAAGAAAAGACUGAAAGAAAGACUGCUCCUCAGAUAAAAAGAGGAAAGUUAAAAAUGCCAUCAAUUGAAAUCUCCCUCCCAAAAGGAAAAGCAGACACAGACAUUUGUCUUGAAGGCAAAACAGCAGAGGGAAGAAAAUGUAAUGUUCCUAAAUUUGAUGUUAGCACAUAUUCAGAGGGAGAAAUCAGUACUGAGGCACACAAUAUCAAAGGUGGAAAGUUUUCCAAGCCCUCGGUAGAUAUCUCUCUACCAGAAGGAGGAGCAAGUGGAUAUCUUGAUGUUGAAGAGCAUAUAGGAAAAGGAAAAAUUGAAAUGCCCAAAUUUGAUAUUCCUUUGCCUAAAUUCAAGGGCGAAGUCGAUGUUGAAGGUCCUGAUAUCAAGGGUGGAAAAUUUCAGAUGCCCUCUGUAGAUAUCUCUCUACGAGGAGGAGGAUCAGGAGGAGAUCUAAAUGUCGAAGGGAAUGCAGGAAAAGGAAAAAUUGAAAUGCCCAAAUUUGAUAUUUCUUUGCCUAAAUUAAAGGGUGAAGUCGACAUUGAAGGUCCUGAUAUCAAGGGUGGAAAAUUUCUCAUGCCCUCUGUAGAUAUCUCUCUACCAAGAGCAAGAGCAGGAAGAGAUGUAGAUGUUGAAGGACAUGCAGGAAAAGGAAGAAAAUUUGAAAUGCCCAAAUUUGAUAUGUCCUUACCUAAAUUGAAAACAUCAGGGGGUGAAAUCAACACCGAAUGUCCUGAUAUCAAAGGUGGAAAGUCUAAAAUGCCAUCAAUAGAUAUCUCUCUGCCUGGAGGAGGAGCAAGUGGAGAUCUAAAUGUUGAAGGGAAUGCAGGAAAAGGAAAAUAUGAAAUGUCCCAAUGUGACAUUUCUUUGCCUAAAUUUAAGGGUGAAGUCAAUGUUGAAGGUCCUGAUAUCAAGGGUGGAAAGUUUCACAUGCCUUCUGUGGAUAUCUCUCUGCCAGGAGGAGGAGCAAGUGGAGAUCUAAAUGUCAAAGGAAAUGUGGGAAAAGGAAAAUUUGAAAUGCCUAAAUUUGACAUUUCUUUGCCUAAAUUAAAGGGUGAUGUCGAUGUUGAAGGUCCUGAUAUCAAGGGUGGAAAGUUUCACAUGCCCUCUGUAGAUAUCUCUUUGCCAGGAGGAGGAGCAAGUGGAGAUGUAGAUGUUGAAGAACAUGCAGGAAAAGGAAGAAAAUUUGAAAUGCCCAAAUUUGAUGUGUCCUUGCCUAAAUUUAGGACGUCAGGGGGUGAAAUAAACACUGACUGUCCUGAUAUCAAAGGUGGAAAGUUUCAAAUGCCAUCUCUAGAGAUCUCUCUACCUGGAGGAGGAGCAAGUGGAGAUAUAAAUGUUGAAGGGAAUACAGGAAAAGGAAAAUUUGAAAUGCCUAAAUUUGACAUUCCUUUGCCAAAAAUAAAGGGUGAAGGUGAAGUCAAUGUUGAAGGUCCUGAUAUCAAGGGUGGAAAGUUUAACAUGCCAUCUCUAGAGAUCUCUCUACCUGGAGGAGGAGCAAGUGGAGAUAUAAAUGUUGAAGGGAAUACAGGAAAAGGAAAAUUUGAAAUGCCUAAAUUUGACAUUUCUUUGCCUAAAAUAAAGGGUGAAGUUGAUGUUGAAGGUCCUGAUAUCAAGGGUGGAAAAUUUCACAUGCCCUCUGUAGAUAUCUCUUUGCCAGGAGGAGGAUUAAGUGGAUAUCUGAAUGUUGAAGGGCAUGAAGGAAAAGGAAAAAUUGAAAUGCCCAAAUGUGACAUUUCUUUGCCUGAAUUAAAGGGUGAAGUCAAUGUUGAAGGUACUGAUAUCAAGGGUGGAAAGUUUCACAUGCCAUCUCUAGAGAUCUCUCUACCUGGAGGAGGAGCAGGAGGAGAUCUAAAUGUCAAAGGCAAUGCGGGAAAAGGAAAAUUUGAAAUGCCUAAAUUUGACAUUUCUUUGCCUAAAUUAAAGGGUGAAGUCAAUGUUGAAGGUCCAGAUAUCAAGGGUGGAAAGUUUCACAUGCCCUCUGUGGAUAUCUCUUUGCCAGGAGGAGGAGCAAGUGGAGAUGUAGAUGCUGAAGAAUAUGCAGGAAAAGGAAGAAAAUUUGAAAUGCCCAAAUUUGAUGUGUCCUUGCCUAAAUUUAAAUCAUCAGGGGGUGAAAUCAACACUGAAGGUCCUGAUAUGAAAGGUAGAAAGUUUCACAUGCCAUCUCUAGAUAUAUCUCUGCCUGUAGGAGGAGCAACAAGUGGAGAUCUAAAUGUCAAAGGCAAUGCAGGAAAAGGAAGAAAAUUUCAAAUGCCCCAAUUUGAUGUGUCCUUGCCUAAAUUUAAAACAUCAGGGGGUGAAAUCAACACUGAAGGUCCUGAUAUCAAAGGUGGAAAGUUUCACAUGCCAUCUCUAGAUAUCUCUCUACCUGGAGGAGGAGCAAGUGGAGAUAUAAAUGUUGAAGGGAAUGCAGGAAAAGGACAAUUUGAAAUGCCCAAAUGUGACAUUUCUUUGCCUAAAUUAAAGGGGGAUGUCGAUGUUGAAUGUCCUGAUAUCAAGGGUGGAAAGUUUCACAUGCCUUCUGUAGAUAUCUCUCUGCCUGGAGGAGGAGCAGGAGGAGAUCUAAAUGUCAAAGGCAAUGCGGGAAAAGGAAAAUUUGAAAUGCCUAAAUUUGACAUUUCUUUGCCUAAAUUAAAGGGUGAAGUCAAUGUUGAAGGUCCUGAUAUCAAGGGUGGAAAGUUUCACAUGCCCUCUGUGGAUAUCUCUUUGCCAGGAGGAGGAGCAAGUGGAGAUGUAGAUGCUGAAGAAUAUGCAGGAAAAGGAAGAAAAUUUGAAAUCCCCAAAUUUGAUGUGUCCUUGCCUAAAUUUAAAUCAUCAGGGGGUGAAAUCAACACUGAAGGUCCUGAUAUGAAAGGUAGAAAGUUUCACAUGCCAUCUCUAGAUAUAGCUCUGCCUGGAGAAGGAGCAAGUGGAGAUCUAAGUGUUGAAAGGAAUGCAGGAAAAGGAAAAAUUGAAAUGCCUAAAUUUGACAUUUCCUUGCCUAAAUUAAAGGGUGAAGUUGAUGUUGAAGGUCCUGAUAUCAAGGGUGGAAAGUUUCACAUGCCUUCUGUAGAUAUCGCUCUGCCAGGAGGAGGAUUAAGUGGAGAUAUAAGUGUUGAAAGGAAUGCAGGAAAAGGAAGAAAAUUUGAAAUGCCCCAAUUUGAUGUGUCCUUGCCUAAAUUUAAAACAUCAGGGGGUGAAAUCAACACUGAAGGUCCUGAUAUCAAAGGUGGAAAGUUUCACAUGCCAUCUCUAGAGCUCUCUCUACCUGGAGGAGGAGCAAGUGGAGAUAUAAAUGUUGAAGGGAAUGCAGGAAAAGGACAAUUUGAAAUGCCUAAAUUUGACAUUUCUUUGCCUAAAUUAAAGGGUGAUGUCGAUGUUGAAUGUCCUGAUAUCAAGAGUGGAAAGUUUCACAUGCCUUCUAUAGAUAUCUCUCUGCCUGGAGGAGGAGCAGGAGGAGAUCUAAAUGUCAAAGGCAAUGCGGGAAAAGGAAAAUUUGAAAUGCCUAAAUUUGACAUUUCUUUGCCUAAAUUAAAGGGUGAUGUCGAUGUUGAAGGUCCUGAUAUCAAGGGUGGAAAGUUUCACAUGCCAUCUGUGGAUAUCUCUUUGCCAGGAGGAGGAGCAAGUGGAGAUGUAAAUGUUGAAGAACAUGCAGGAAAAGGAAGAAAAUUUGAAAUGCCCAAAUUUGAUGUGUCCUUGCCUAAAUUUAAAUCAUCAGGGGGUGAAAUCAACACCGAAGGUCCUGAUAUGAAAGGUAGAAAGUUUCACAUGCCAUCUCUAGAUAUAUCUCUGCCUGGAGGAGGAGCAAGUGGAGAUCUAAGUGUUGAAAGGAAUGCAGGAAAAGGAAAAAUUGAAAUGCCUAAAUUUGACAUUUCCUUGCCUAAAUUAAAGGGUGAAGUUGAUGUUGAAGGUCCUGAUAUCAAGGAUGGAAAGUUUCACAUGCCUUCUGUAGAUAUCGCUCUGCCAGGAGGAGGAUUAAGUGGAGAUAUAAGUGUUGAAAGGAAUGCAGGAAAUGGAAAAUUUGAAAAGCCCAAAUUUGACAUUUCUUUGCCUAAAAUAAAGGGUGAAGUCAAUGUUGAAGGUCCUGAUAUCAAGAGUGGAAAGUUUCACAUGCCUUCUGUAGAUAUCUCUCUGCCAGGAAGGGGUGGAAGUGGAUUUCUGAAUGUUGAAGGGCAUGAAGGAGAAGGAAAAGGAAAAAUUGAUAUGCCCAAAUGUGACAUUUCUUUGCCUAAAUUAAAGGGUGAAGUCAAUGUUGAAGGUCCUGAUAUCAAGGGUGGAAAGUUUCACAUGCCAUCUCUAGAGAUCUCUCUACCUGGAGGGGGAGCAAGAGGAGGAGCAAGUGGAGAUCUAAAUGUCAAAGGCAAUGCAGGAAAAGGAAGAAAAUUUGAAAUGCCCCAAUUUGAUGUGUCCUUGCCUAAAUUUAAAACAUCAGGGGGUGAAAUCAACACUGAAGGUCCUGAUAUCAAAGGUGGAAAGUUUCACAUGCCAUCUCUAGAGCUCUCUCUACCUGGAGGAGGAGCAAGUGGAGAUAUAAAUGUUGAAGGGAAUGCAGGAAAAGGACAAUUUGAAAUGCCUAAAUUUGACAUUUCUGUGCCUAAAUUAAAGGGUGAUGUCGAUGUUGAAUGUCCUGAUAUCAAGGGUGGAAAGUUUCACAUGCCUUCUAUAGAUAUCUCUCUGCCUGGAGGAGGAGCAGGAGGAGAUCUAAAUGUCAAAGGCAAUGCGGGAAAAGGAAAAUUUGAAAUGCCUAAAUUUGACAUUUCUUUGCCUAAAUUAAAGGGUGAUGUCGAUGUUGAAGGUCCUGAUAUCAAGGGUGGAAAGUUUCACAUGCCAUCUGUGGAUAUCUCUUUGCCAGGAGGAGGAGCAAGUGGAGAUGUAAAUGUUGAAGAACAUGCAGGAAAAGGAAGAAAAUUUGAAAUGCCCAAAUUUGAUGUGUCCUUGCCUAAAUUUAAAUCAUCAGGGGUUGAAAUCAACACCGAAGGUCCUGAUAUGAAAGGUAGAAAGUUUCACAUGCCAUCUCUAGAUAUAUCUCUGCCUGGAGGAGGAGCAAGUGGAGAUCUAAGUGCUGAAAGGAAUGCAGGAAAAGGAAAAAUUGAAAUGCCCAAAUUUGACAUUUCUUUGCCAAAAUUAACGGGUGAAGUUGAUGUUGAAGGUGCUGAUAUCAAGGGUGGAAAGUUUCGCAUGCCUUCUGUAGAUAUCUCUCUGCCAGGAGGAGGAGCAAGUGGAGAUCUAAAUGUCAAAGGCAAUGCAGGAAAAGGAAGAAAAUUUGAAAUGCCCCAAUUUGAUGUGUCCUUGCCUAAAUUUAAAACAUCAGGGGGUGAAAUCAACACUGAAGGUCCUGAUAUCAAAGGUGGAAAGUUUCACAUGCCAUCUCUAGAGCUCUCUCUAUCUGGAGGAGGAGCAAGUGGAGAUAUAAAUGUUGAAGGGAAUGCAGGAAAAGGAAAAUUUGAAAUGCCUAAAUUUGAAAUUCCUUUGCCAAAAAUGAAGGGUGAAGUCGACGUUGAAGGUACUGAUAUCAAGGGUGAAAGGUUUCACAUACCUUCUGUAGAUAUCUCUCUGCCAGGAGGAGGAGCAAGUGGAGAUAUAAAUGUCAAAGGCAAUGCGGGAAAAGGAACAUUUGAAAUGCCUAAAUUUGACAUUUCUUUGCCUAAAUUAAAGGGUGAAGUCAAUGUUGAAGGUCCUGAUAUCAAGGGUGGAAAGUUUCACAUGCCCUCUGUGGAUAUCUCUUUGCCAGGAGGAGGAGCAAGUGGAGAUGUAGAUGUUGAAGAACAUGCAGGAAAAGGAAGAAAAUUUGAAAUGCCCAAAUUUGAUGUGUCCUUGCCUAAAUUUAAAACAUCAGGGGGUGAAAUCAACACUGAAGGUCCUGAUAUCAAAGGUGGAAAGUUUCACAUGCCAUCUCUAGAGAUCUCUCUACCUGGAGCAGGAGCAAGUGGAGAUAUAGAUUUUGAAGGGAAUGCAGGAAAAGGAAAAUUUGAAAUGCCUAAAUUUGACAUUUCUUUGCCUAAAUUAAAGGAUGAAGUCGAUGUUGAAUGUCCUGAUAUCAAGGGUGGAAAGUUUCACAUGCCAUCUCUAGAGAUCUCUCUACCUGGAGGAGGAGCAAGUGGAGAUAUAAAUGUUGAAGGGAAUGCAGCAAAAGGAAAAUUUGAAAUGCCUACAUUUGACAUUUCUUUGCCUAAAUUAAAGGGUGAAGUCGAUGUUGAAGGUCCUGAUAUCAAGGGUGGAAAAUUUCACAUGCCCUCUGUAGAUAUAUCUCUUCCAGGAAGAGGUGGAAGUGGAUAUCUGAAUGUCGAAGGGCAUGAAGGAAAAGGAACAUUUGAAAUGCCCAAAUGUGACAUUUCUUUGCCUAAAUUAAAGGUUGAAGUCAAUGUUGAAGGUUCUGAUAUCAAGGGUGGAAAGUUUCACAUGCCUUCUGUAGAUAUCGCUCUGCCAGGAGUAGGAGCAAGUGGAGAUAUAAAUGUCAAAGGCAAUGCAGGAAAAGGAAAAUUUGAAAUGCCUAAAUUUGACAUUUCUUUGCCUAAAUUAAAGGGUGAAGUCAAUGUUGAAGGUCCUGAAAUCAAGGGUGGAAAGUUUCACAUGCCCUCUGUGGAUAUCUCUUUGCCAGGAGGAGGAGCAAGUGGAGAUGUAGAUGUUGAUGGACAUGCAGGAAAAGGAAGAACAUUUGAAGUGCCCAAAUUGGAUGUGUCCUUGCCUAAAUUUAAAACAUCAGGGGGUGAAAUCAACACUGAAGGUCCUGAUAUCAAAAGUGGAAAGUUUCACAUUCCCACUGUAGAUAUCUCUCUACCAGGAAGAGGAGAAAGUGGAAAAGUAGAUGUUGAAAUGCAAGCUAGAAAAGUAGGAAAGUUUCAGAUGCCAUCUGUUGAUAUUUCUCUACCAAAAGGAAACAAAGAAGGAUGCCUUGAUCAGGAUGAGGAUUUUGAAAAAGAUCGAAAGUUUCAUAUAACCAAUGUUGUUAUCUCUCUUGCUAAAAUUAAACAAACAGAACAUCAACUUAAAGUUGAAAGUACAGAUAAGAAAGCAAAGAUUUUCCAUUUGCCGGAUGUUGACAUCUCUAUACCUAAAAUAACCCAAGAUUCUAAUAUUGAGGCCAAAGCUACUGGUGGAAAAAGUAGUUACUUAAAUGACCCUAAGGUGACUGAAGGUGGAAAUAUUAAGCUACCUACGGUGAAAAUACCAACUGUUGAUAUAUCUGCUCCUAAAGUUGACCUGGACUUCACUCUUUCAAAGGGAAAAGGUGGUGAUAAGGAACAUAUUGAACUCCUCAAAGCAGAGGGUGGGAGGCCAUCAUCUGGGGCAAGUUUUGAUGUUCCAGACGUCUCUGUAAAAAUGCCCAAAAUUUCGCUCCCUAAAUUUGGCAAAAAAUGUAAAAGUGUCCACAAAGAACUAGAUAGUACUGGCUUAUCUCUAGAUUUGAACACGGAGAGAAGAUCACCAUCGGUGGAAAUGGAUGUCACAAAUACCAGAAUAAAAAUUCCAUCCAUUGGAAUAUCCAAAAAGAAUGUUGAUAUAAGUGGGCCAGAAACUGAAAUGAAGUUAAAAGCAGAUACUGGAGGACUUACUCAACCAGAAAUCCAUGUGGAAGAUCCUGAAGACAAGGUUAAAUACAAGCUCAAAUUCCCUAAAUUCAAGACAUUUACUUCCAAAGCAAAGCUCAAAGACACAAAAAUGGAUAUGUACUUGGACACAAAUGCUGGGGAAAGGGGCAACUUCAAAACCCCCACACUGGAUAACAAAGGAAAGGUAAAAAUGCCAGCAGUGGAAAUAUCAUUGCCAACAAAACAUUUUUCAGAGUGUGAGGUUUUGCUUCCAAAAUCUGAGGUUGAUGUAUCUGAAGAAGAUACCAGAGGUCCUGAGGGCAGCUUAAAAAUCCCUAAGAUGCCAACUAUUGAUAUAUCAGUUCCUAAAGUUGAUUUAGAUAUUUAUUUGCCAAAGGUAAAACUUGAUGAAUCAGUGGACUCAAACUCUACUGACUUAAAUAAUCAUAGUAGUAGGGGUACAGUAACUUAUCCCAAUAUAAAAAUCCCUAAAGUAGAUAUUUCACUUCCACAUAGAAAAACAGGAGAUAUGGAUAACCUUGAGGGUGAAUGUGGCAUGUUCAAGCAACCAAAAAUUACAGUUCCCUCAGUGGACAUAGCUUUACACAAAGGGAAAACAGAUGAAAAUUGUCCUUUAGAACUGGAAAUUGGAGGAGGUGGACACUUGAAUAUGACAGAUGUUAAGAUACCAAAUGUUGACAUAUCACUUCCUCUGGGGAAAACUAGAGACUAUGAUGCCCCAAAACUAGAAGCUGGAGGACAUGGGAGUGCAUUCAAGAAGCUAGACAUAAAAAUUACAGAUGUUGAUAUAUCCCCACCAAAAGGGAAAAUAGGACAAAUCAAUGUACCACAAAUAGAAAUGAAAGGAAAAAGAGAAAAAAUUCAGAUGCCGAAAGUUGAUAUUGCCGUUCCUAGAGCAAGAAUGUCAGACUCUGAUGUUCCAGAGCUGGAGUUAGGAAGAAGUGGUAAAUUAAAAAUGCCAGCAGUGGAAAUAUCAUUACCCCAUGUAAAAACUGACACAUCUAAACAUGACUUCGAAACUAAAGGUAACAAACUGAAAAUGCCAAAAAUGUCAAUGCCCACUGUGGACAUAUCAUUGCCACAUGGAAAUACAGGAGAAACUGAUGAUCUUGAUUCAGAAAUUAGAGUAAAGGGGGGUACAUUAAAAAUUCCAGACAUCACAGUGCCUAAGGUAGAUUUAUCACUACCUCAUGGAGGGAAAAGAGAAAUUCAUGCACCAGUCUCAAAGGUAGAAGGUGGAAAUGUAAAGAUGCCAACAGUUGAUAUAUCACUUCCUAAAAUAAAAUCAAAAGAUAUAAUUGUUCCAGAACUUGACUUUGACAAUGGGCCUGCCCAAGUUAACACUGAUAAAAAGCAGAGUGGUAAAGUCAAAAUCCCAAAGAUUGGGAUACCGCUGCCUUCUAUGUGUUCACAUGAAGCCAACAUCAAAUCAUCUCAGGUAAAAGGUAAUUCUGUAACAGCAGACUCUGAGAUAGAGUAUGAGGGCCCACGAAUGCCAAAAGUGAAAAAAGCAGUGUUUGUUAUGGUGAAUCCACAAAUAGAGAGCUCUGCUAGUGUAGGUGGUGAAGCAAGUGCAGAAAUUGGAGAUGAGAAGCUCAAGUUGCCAAAGAUCAAGCCAAGUUUUGGCAAGUCUCAAACAAAUGAAAAAUGGAAAUCAAUAAAUAGUGAAGAAGAUGUGGAAACUGAAGAAAGGCCAAAGACUGGUAAGCUGAAGUUGCCCAAAGUCACUUUUUCAUCUGGGAAGACAGGAUCAUUUGAUGUAACACAAGGUGGGUCUGAUGUUGGAACAGGUCCAAACCUAAAUAGGGACAAAGUUGAAAAAGCAAUGUUUGGAAAGCUUAAAUUGCCCAUAGUAGAGUUUUUCUCACCAUACUCAAAUGAAACAGGUGAGAAAGAGGAUAUGGAAACAAGUAUGAAACUUGCCAGGAUGGAGACCUCAGGGGAUGGCAAAGAGAGCAAGGAGACAAAGACAAAACCAGGCAAAAUGUAUUUUCCCAGUGCCGAGAAGAAAACAGGGAUGGAUGAGGAGAUGGGAGAGAUUGGUACUUUAGUAUUCUCAAAAGCUAGGACUGAAAUGUUGGCAGAACGGGAGAGAUCAGAGUCCCCAAUACCUAAAGUUUUAGCUGGAUUCGUCUCAGGAAAGAAAAGUGAAGAAAGAGAGGAGACAACAUGGUUCAAAGUACCGAAAGUCACCCUUAGUCCCCAUUCUACUGGAAUCCUUCACAUCACACCAGAAGGGUCUCCAAGGGGAAGUAAGUCCUCUCUUCCAUGUUCUAGUGAAGAAACCUCUGGAGGUUUCUAUGUGAAGAUGCCAAGCAUAGAAUGUUCAACCCAGGAAAUGUCCUCAGAGCAUGUUACCAAAACAAAGGAGGGAACUAUUACUGUGGUGAAGAAGGUGACGAAGUAUACAGAGUCAAGUAGCAGUUCAAGGCUGUAAGCAUCUGAAUCACAGAACUGUGAUAUGCAAUAUGUAGCUAAAUGAUAUAUAUAUAUAUAUAUAUAUAUAUAUAUAUAUAUAUAUAUAUA
This is a messenger RNA of Xyrauchen texanus (razorback sucker), 12836 nucleotides long. It is a transcript of the gene prx, whose product is annotated as periaxin. Bases 1 to 12747 code for a protein of 4248 amino acids. Gene Ontology annotation, molecular function: protein binding. NCBI's taxonomy places the organism in Eukaryota, Metazoa, Chordata, Actinopteri, Cypriniformes, Catostomidae. Gene Ontology annotation, cellular component: cytoplasm; nucleus. The record is from RefSeq and is a predicted model, not a curated record. Gene Ontology annotation, biological process: regulation of RNA splicing. The transcript is spliced from 11 exons.